AUGCACGUCUUCGUUACUGGAGCCACCGGCUUCGUCGGCAGAGCAGUCGUCGACGAGCUCCUAACCGCCGGCCACACGGUUACAGGCCUCGCUCGCUCCGACGAAGCCGCGGCAUCCCUAAUAGCGAAAGGCGUCAAGGUACUCCGCGGUUCCUUCCGCGACGCCGAGAUCAUCAAGCAAGGAGCAAGCGAGGCCGAUGGCGUGAUCAACCUUGCAUUCGACCACGACUUCAGCAAGUAUAUUCAGAACUGCCUCGACGAAAAAGCAACCAUCGAAACUCUAGGCUCAGUUCUGAUCGGGACCAACAAGCCUCUCAUCACCACUUCUGGCACCUUUGGGCUGUCCAAGGGUAGUGAACCCAGCACCGAAGACGAAAUCAUCGAUUACGAACAAUCGAUGAGCAUCCGCUCUCGUAAUGAGAAGGUUGUUUCCCGUCUUGCUGAGCAGGACGUGCGUGCUUGUGUCAUCCGUCUGCCGCCGACUGUACACGGCGAGGAGGAUCACGCCUUCAUCGAUAGACUCGUUGCUCUGGCCCAUUCGCAGGGUAAUGCAAUUUACCUCGAUGAGGGAUUGAAUCGCUGGCCUGCUGUUCAUCGUCAUGACGCUGCUCGGCUCUACCGACUUGCCCUAGAGAAGGGUGUUGCUGGAAGCAAGUACCGUGCUGUGGGCGAGGAGGGUGUUCGCCUGAAAGAUAUUGCUGAAGCUAUUGGUCAAAAUCUAGGUCUUCCAGCCGUUUCUAAGUCCCUCGAAGAAAUGGGGAAGCUUGACGGCUUCACACCUACCGCCGGGACUCUUGACGGCUUCAUCUCUAUGGUUAUGGGCCUCGAUAACCCGGUUUCAAGCAAGAAGACCCAGGAACUCCUUGGUUGGGAGCCGGUUGGCCCGAAGCUGUUGGAUGAUAUCAAGGCCGGUGUUUAUGCCCCAAAGUGA
This is a messenger RNA of Penicillium coprophilum, 930 nucleotides long. Its product is annotated as SDR family oxidoreductase. Bases 1 to 930 code for a protein of 309 amino acids. NCBI's taxonomy places the organism in Eukaryota, Fungi, Ascomycota, Eurotiomycetes, Eurotiales, Aspergillaceae. The record is from RefSeq and is a predicted model, not a curated record. The transcript has a single exon.